Molecule: messenger RNA, 5626 nt
Organism: Caenorhabditis sp. 36 PRJEB53466
Lineage: Eukaryota; Metazoa; Nematoda; Chromadorea; Rhabditida; Rhabditidae
Source: the annotation of a GenBank genome assembly
AUGCGUCUAAAAUCGUACAAUUCGGCCCGCAAACAAUCGAAGAGACAGCGCGCUCUUACAUUUCCGCUCGUGACAUUUCUCCUCAACUCUAGGCCGCCAUGCGUGUUUUCUAGGCCAUUGGCCGUUUCGAAAAGUGUUUGUCUGAACAUUUGCCAGCUCUUCAACGCUGAUUUCCAGGUAAACAAGGUGGAAAAUCGAUAAAGAGACACUCUGUCACAAUGGACGAUGAUCCAAAUGAAGUAAGAGCUUUUUCAUUGUGAUUUAAACAAAAAAUCUGUAAUUUUUUUUUAGCCAGAGUGCGCAAAUGAGAAAUGUGCGCAUAUCAGAGACAACCUGAAGUAUUUGGUCUCGACAAGAGAACGACAACAGAAAGAGCUGGCGGAUUAUUCAAAAAUCAAAGCGGAAGUGGAAAUAUUACGGCUGAAAUUGGUAACCGUGGAGGAGCACGCACAAAAAGCUACCCAAAGAUCCAUAGAAGCGACGAAUGCGAAGGAAAUGGCAGAGGCGGAGAUGAAGCAGAUGCAGUCGACGGCCGAAUACAAUCGGAGAAAGAUCAUAAUGCUUCAGGAGCAAGCGGACGAUGCAGAGGUAUUUUUUCAACAAUUUAAGUUCAAAAACUCAUACGCUUCCAUUUUCAGCAGCACAAAGAGCAGGCUAUUAGCUGGCGUAAUAAGUACGACACAAUCUGCGCGUUGGCCGAGAAACUGGAGAACAAUAAUAUGGAUGUGAAGGCGAAGUACGAGGGUGCCGUGAAAAUGCUCGAAGUCGUCGGAAAGAAGACGUUGACGCUUCAAGAUCAGACAGCAGCACUCAAGACAACGUCGAAGGAGCAGAGUGCGAAAUACAAAACGCUGGAUAAAUAUCUGAAAUCAGCGAUUCAAGUAAUUGAUGCUCUUUCCUCUGGUUCAAAUCUUUCCGAACAACCGAAGACUAUCAAGGAUUUGGUGACAGUUUUCCGUCGAGAUGAUGUUCGGCUUCUUUUCAACGCUCCGCAAUGGAAGAAUUCCAUGAUAAGCCAUGCUGGAACUUCUUCAGAUGCCGCCGAAAUCUCAGAUCAAGAGCUGGAGCCAGAACCAGAAGAUCCUUCGGAUCCACUGUUCGGCGGAAAUACUCUGAGUGAUGACGAGUCGGAAGAGGACGAAGACAUUAAGCGGCUGGAGCGAGAUCUGACGUCUUCUGUGAUAGACGCCUCUAAAAAUAAGAAGAACGAAGAGAUUCCACGGAAACAGCUGAGUCGCAGGCCAGAUUUCGGGCCGAAAAUGAAGGAAUUGCACGCGAUGAAGAACGGACCACGCGUGAUGCCGGUCAGAAGCGUCAAGAAUUGGCCGUCAGGUGUGCGAAAGUCGGCACGAGAAUCAUCCACUAAGAACACUGCCAUAGGUGUGGUGAAUUCGCAUGCGACUCAUUCGACGAACGUGCCCGUCUACACUUACGACGCCGUCAACGAGGCGACGUCCACAUCGAGAAAAGCACCUCCCAAGGCUUCCGAUGCUCCAGCAGCUGCUCCGUCGACGUCCACCGCUUCGAUUCAUGGACGGAAAGUGAAGACGGUGAGAGAACAGCAGACGGAGAUGAUGAAAGGAGAGACGGUCAAAGAGAAGGUGGCCAGGAUGAAGGCGGCGGCGGAGGAAGGAAAUGUGAAAAGAGAAGUGCAUGCUCCAAGUGCCAAGUCUGCCAUUGGCACGUAUUCGGGCCCAGAGCUCGAGGAAGAGCCAGCGAAAGAACCAGUGAAGGAACCGGCGAAGAAGCAGGAAGAACCGAAAAAGAAGCGUCUUCAAAGCUACAAUAUAUCCGAAGGAUCGGAUUCAGAAGACGACAGUCUUCUGCAGAAGAAAACUGAACAGAUAAAAUCGGCGCCUAGACGCUCCAGAAGUGUUUCUCGUUCAUCUGAAUCCUCGAGGAGAUCCACAAGAAUGCCGAGCAAAUCGGUGACUCCAGCCCCAACUCCGACAAAGCAGCUCCCGGCAAGAGCUUCUCGACAAAUGAGCAGGAAAAGUCCGACUUCGGUGAGAAUUCAGCUUUCUAAACACUUUCUAUUUAAUAAAUCGUUUCCAGAGCCGCUCCUGCUCUGUCUCUUCUACUGGGGAAACCAGUCGUCAACAACGUGCCCGUGCCCGAUCUGCUAUGCGUGGCGACGACGUCGAUUUCGAGGGGAAAGAACUUCCGAUCAAGAAGAAUACACCAUCCAAGUUGGCCUCUUGUGUUCAAGUUGUAAAGCCUCCCCCGAAACCGGUAGAGCAUCAAGAAGAGGAAGCUGAUAUACAUUUAGAAUUGCCAAUAACGAAAAGUGUUGGAGAUGUGCUCAAAAGUCGAUUGAGAGCCGCCAAUUCUCCGUUCGCCAUGAAACGACCGGCUCCGCAGCCGAUUGACGCGGGUCCACCAAUGAGAGUGAAGAAGAUAAUGGGGAUGACGGCGCCGAAGAAGAAAAAUAGCAUACGGAAAGAAGAUCCGUAUGCUUCUGGUCCGUCGCCUGCUCCAGAAGCUCCUGAACGAGAGGCUCAUGAGGAAACCUAUGAAAUACCACCAAUACCAAUCGAGCAGAACCAGUUAACGGAGGCAUCCACGUCUUCUGAAGCUGUUCCAACAGUCGUCCAGGAGCCGUGUCCGAAUUCCUCAGCUGCGGACGAAAAAGACAACGACGCAAUUGGUGAUAUCAGCUCGAGCACGGACGAAUCGAGCGAUUUGACGGUUCAGAAUACUUCUCAAGUGGCUGGAGGCGACAGUGAUGUCAAUGAAGAUCAUGUAAGCAGAUACCUUUAAUAGCCGGAUAGUAAUAUUCAUAAGUGCGGGAUGUUUGAGAAACGCCAAAAAUUUUUACGACCAAAUGAGCGGAAAACUGAACGAAUAUGACCCAUGGAAUUAAUUCAGACAGUUAGAACAACUUGACAACCUGUUACAAUUUUUUUUCGAACCAGGGCCCUUCCACUCGCCUGUCCCGAACUGCGCUCAACUCAAAACGCCUAUAGUAAUAUUGUCCAUUUUCAGAGAAAUACCAGCAACUCGCCACUCAGUCAAAGCCUUAUGAUCGAUGAGCCGGUGACUGCAGGAAGUCAGGAAUCAGUGAAGGACGAGGAGGAUGCCCACAAAGAGCCAAUGACCCCCAAGUCUCAAGUUCAAGAGGAAUCUGCUCAAAAUGUUCCGGAAGCUGCUCCCGUGGAGAUUAUUGCUCCAGAAGCUCAACUUCUCGAGGACCCUGUUACGGAAGUCGUUCAGAAAGAGUCCAUUGCUCCAGAAUCCCAAGCACAAAAAGAAUCUGCUCCAGAAGCUGCUCCAGUAGCCAAUGAUGGAGAGCCAGAAGCACCAGCUCCAGCAGAAGCCGAAGAACCAACUCCACCAGCUGCUCCAGAAGAACUUCCGCCGAAAAUCACGAUAACCGACGAUCUGAAAGUGGUUGUUCCGGUUUCUCCACUCACUCUAGCACCGAAACUGGAUGUUGUUUCGACUCCGAAGAGUCCGAAACAACUUAUGGUUUCCCACUUUGGACUCGAUAUCAGUGAUAGUGAGGAAGAGGAAGUAGAAGCUGUUCCUGCUGCUCCAGAAGCUACCAGCUCUUCUGCAAGUGACGUCGUCAAGGAGGAUCCGAUUAUUGCUCCAGUUGCUCCGGCUACUACUAUUUUAGUUGAAAAGCCGGUGCCAGUUCCUCCGAGUGCUCCAGUUCCAGCUCCAUCUAGACUAGCUUCGAGUGCUCAUGCUACCGCUAAGCCUGCUGCAGUUAAACCUGCUCCAAUACCAACUCCGUCAACUUCUACGGCUCCACCACCUUUAGUCAUUGCUUCAUCUUCAUCCUCUUCUUCCCAAUUUGAUCAGGAUCUCGCGGAAGACAUUCUUUUUGGGGCUAAAAUGUCGAAGCCGCCUGUCAAAAAGCCACCGGUUGCGAAACGUCCAGCCGCCGAGUCCACUCCGGGAACUGCUCCGAAGCGAGCGGCUCCUGUCAAAAAGACGCCGGCUCAACUGAUCGGCGCGCCCGGAUUGAAGCGUGCUCGCUCUGUGACUGCUCCAAAAGCACCGCCCAAGAAGCCAAAAGCUCCAGAGCAUUUAACAUCAUCUGCCGAACCUUCUGGAGCCGCAGAUGAAUCUGCAGAGCCCGCCGCCGCCGUUCCCUCGACUUCUGACGGAAAAGACGGAAAGAAAGCGAUUUUGAUUGAAGCGCGACGACGUGGAAGACCACCGAAAAGCGCGAAGGCGGAUGUGAAGCCUAUCGGAACGAAGGAAAUCGGUCAGAAGCGAGGCGAGAAAGCGGUGAAUCUGGCGAAAGCAUACCUGCGACAAGCACUGGAUCUCAAAGUGAACGUGCAGGAAUUGAAGCGUCCGAUGGAGGAGAAGGGCAUCGUUUUGGGCGAUUCGAUCCCACUUUCUGCCGCCGACGCCGCCGAAAUUAUGAUGGAAUUCCUGAGAGAAACGUCGGCCGGAGACAUGUGGGCGGUGAUGAAAAAGCAGAGAAACGAGGGAAAUGUGCAGCCGUUGCUGAAUACGGAAGAGCAGAACUUCCUGCAAGUCAGUGUGUCGCUCAUCGACGAAGAUCAGUUGCUCUUGGAGUUGUUCAUCGGGUUAGUUUCCCCUUUUUUCACCCCCAAAAGACCUUUGAAUUUUGCAGAAGAAUCCUGUCGGAACUGGCGGUCCGCGAUACGAUCGAUUCGAAACACAUAGGUCGAUACACCCGCCUGUUCUGCCACGCAGUCCGAUUCGUCGAAAAGGAGGACGAUCAGAAAGUAACGUGGCUCCGCCGCUUCUUCUUUGUUCUCCUCCACAAACACCAGCACCAACUGAUGCGCGCCGUCGCCUACUGCUUCAUUUCGGACGUCUCGGAGCACUGUCGCUGGCUCGUGGAGGAUAUCGACGAGUCCGGAGGCUUCUCGACCGUCUUCCGCACGUACAUGCACCUGGAUUCGGAGCAAGCGGCGGUGGUCAACUGGCUGCUCAACUCGAAAUUCCAGUACGCCUACAUUUCGCCGCCGACGACCGAACAGAUUCGAGAAACGUUGAAAGAGGCGCAUGGACAGUUCCUGACAGCGGAAGACUCGGAGGAGAUGUGCGAGCCCUUGAAGACGUCGAUUUAUAUGGCAAAGACGGGACUUCCCGUCUGUUUGGACCUUGCUUUCCAACUGCUCAAACAGCAAAUGACCCGUCUCGAUGGACAGUUCAUCGAGACGCACAAGAGGGACAUGGAGCUAAAGCGUUAGUUAUCGGGCCGACCAGAAACUUAAAAAAAAACGAAUAUUAUGCAGACAAAUCCGUGUUUUCCAUGCCGAACAUGUACACAAAAAUGACAGUGGAAGAGGCGAAGAGCCUGCGAAAAGAGUUCGAAUGGCAAAAGUACGUGCUGAUGGUGAUGAUCGACGAUCAGAGCACGAACAACUGGAAGCCGAUUGUGAAUGCGAUGCAGAAGUUUUCGGCGCAGGUAAAAUUUUUGGUUUUCUGAUCAAAAUUUGGAAGAAACCACAAACUUCAGGUGGUAGCUGUGCGCGAUAUCAUCGAUUCCUCGUCGUGCGACCAGCUCAUCGAGCCGUCGGCCGUCGAUGCGCUCCGCGAAGGCGUCGAUCAAUUGGCGCAGCUCAUUUCGCAUUUUACAAAUUUCCCCCUCAAACCGUCGGUUCUUGAAGAGCCGGCUCCUUCCUCUACCACCUGA